CCCGGGGCGCUCCAGAGCCACGCCGCCCGCGCCCAGGGUGGGGCCAUGUGGGGCGGCCGCCGGCCAGCCACCGCCUCCGGGAGCGCCGCCUCGCUGCUGCCGCUGCUGCUGGGUGCGCUGCUGGCGGCGGGCGCGCGGGCGGGCAGCGAGUACUGCCACGGCUGGCUGGACGCGGAGGGCGUCUGGCGCCUCGGUUUCCAGUGCCCCGAGCGCUUCGACGGCAGCGAUGCCACCAUCUGCUGCGGCAGCUGCGCCCUGCGCUACUGCUGCUCCAGCGCCGAGGCGCGACUGGACCAAGGCGGUUGCGAUAAUGACCGGCAGCAAGACACUGGCAAGCCUGGCCGGCCGGACAAAGACAGCUCCGACGGCUCGGCAGUGCCCAUCUAUGUCCCGUUCCUCAUUGUGGGCUCCGUCUUUGUCGCCUUCAUCAUCUUGGGCUCCCUCGUGGCGGCCUGUUGCUGCAGAUGCCUCCGGCCCAAGCAGGAACCCCAGCAGAGCCGAGCCCCUGGGGGCAGCCGCUUGAUGGAGACCAUUCCCAUGAUCCCCAGCGCCAGCACGUCUCGGGGGUCCUCCUCCCGCCAGUCCAGCACAGCCGCCAGCUCCAGCUCUAGCGCCAACUCGGGUGCCCGGGCCCCCCCCACAAGGUCACAAACCAACUGCUGCUUGCCCGAGGGGACCAUGAACAAUGUGUAUGUCAACAUGCCCACCAACUUCUCUGUGCUGAACUGCCAGCAGGCCACCCAGAUUGUGCCUCACCAGGGUCAGUACCUGCACCCGCCCUACGUGGGGUACACAGUGCAACAUGAAUCGGUUCCUUUGCCCCCCAUGCCUCCUUUCAUGGAUGGCCUGCAGGCUGGCUACAGGCAGACCCAGUCCCCCUUCCCUCACCCUAACAGUGAGCAGAAGAUGUUCCCGGCUGUGACGGUGUGA
This is a messenger RNA of Chrysochloris asiatica (Cape golden mole), 930 nucleotides long. RefSeq names its product shisa family member 2 (gene SHISA2). NCBI's taxonomy places the organism in Eukaryota, Metazoa, Chordata, Mammalia, Afrosoricida, Chrysochloridae. Bases 46 to 930 code for a protein of 294 amino acids. The record is from RefSeq and is a predicted model, not a curated record. The transcript is spliced from 2 exons. Gene Ontology annotation, cellular component: endoplasmic reticulum. Gene Ontology annotation, biological process: negative regulation of fibroblast growth factor receptor signaling pathway; negative regulation of Wnt signaling pathway.